Messenger RNA from Letharia lupina, 1017 nucleotides. RefSeq lists its product as uncharacterized. The record is from RefSeq and is a predicted model, not a curated record. Bases 1 to 1017 code for a protein of 338 amino acids. The transcript has 2 exons. NCBI's taxonomy places the organism in Eukaryota, Fungi, Ascomycota, Lecanoromycetes, Lecanorales, Parmeliaceae.
AUGCUUUCUUUCUUCUUGUCAUGCCUUUUUGGCUUUAGCGUGGUCAACUCAACUGUCAUUACUCUGCCAGGUCAUCUGCGAAACGGGACAGUGCUUCUUGAUCUUUCUCAGAAAAACUCAACUGUGAUUGGAGCUGAGCUCGGUCCCACAAAUCAUGCAAGUUCGCUAGGGGAUCCCAUUGACACACACUUUAAGACCAUAAUCCAAGUGUAUCCAGAGGUCGGAGUCUCCGGCAAGUCGACGUACAUGAAUAUCUUGAAGGCCAUGAUAAAGUUGUCCUACAGCGAAGGCACACAUGCAUAUGCUGGGGAAACGUUUUCGUUCGACCUCUAUACAAAUGUCAAAAUCCGGAUCACGCGCGUUACUUCCUCCAGCUCAGCCUUGCAAUACCGAUAUGCCAUAUGGGGAUUAUUCAAGGCGGCCCAAUACCUGACUGAGAACAACAUCAUUGCAUGCGUUAUCGUGAAUCUGUUCUGGUCUGGAGGCGGUGCACCGGCCUUGGUAGGAGUCAUAGAGAUCUUUCCAGAUCCUCUGCCAGGCAAUGCUGAAAGCAACGAAAUCCAACGUCUUAUGGGAAUCGGUCAAGGAGCAGAACCCCCGCCCACGUCGCUUGGUCUGGCCAACCUCACCUCCAUUUUUAGCAAUGAGUCCGGCCUCGCAACAUCCGCUAAUGCUGGAAAACUCUCAGUGUUCUUCGAAUUUCAAGGGCCAACUUUGUCCGUCUCAGAGGUCUUCAUGACGCUGUUCCUUACGUUAUUAGAGAUAGCAUCGUUCGGAACAACGCACCUUGUGCACGAUUUGAAGGUCCAAGAUUUGAUUACCAAAACGGAACUUGUAUACGAACAUUAUGGUGCACCACGGACAUCUCCACCGUUCUUCGUUUAUCAUGUGGCCGCGCGUGCUCUGGGAUUCGUUCCUAAGUUUGAAGCAGUCACCUUUGUGUUGGAAGUGGACGGCACGCCAGUGGGAACAGGGUUCCUGCGGAAGUUUUCGAGUACCUCUUCUAUAUCGUCGUAG